Molecule: messenger RNA, 2190 nt
Organism: Gigantopelta aegis
Lineage: Eukaryota; Metazoa; Mollusca; Gastropoda; Neomphalida; Peltospiridae
Exons: 7
Coding region: 1576-2190 (204 amino acids)
Source: RefSeq, a predicted model, not a curated record
GAGUUAGUCACUGGCGAAGUCAGAGGCUAAAUCCGUGGUGGGCGUGCCUGAACCUCUGUGGAUAGGGGCACGUAAAAAGUUUCCCAGUUCCCGGAAAUGAUAUUGUCACUACUGCGGUGAUGUCGUAUGCUUAGAGGAUUUCUAAGGUUAGUUAUUUGUAUUUGUUAUUUGUAGUGUUCAUGUUUCUUAUCUAGUGAAUUUGUUUACAGGCAGGUACUAAAUGUAAAUUAAUGUUUGCGGAUUAAGUCGGUACAUUAUAAUAUAAUGUAUUAAUACGUAAAAUAACUCUUCUGCAAAUAUAUUUAUCUAAAGUAAUUAAAUGACAGAUAAAGUAUAUUAAAUUAAGUGUCUAAUGUCUAAAUGGUAAUGUAAUUAAUAUUAUUAUUUCUUAUCACGAAAUACUAAUGGGUUUUAACAUUUAAUUAUGGUGUGAUAGUUUACUGAGAGUAAGAUGUUUGCACAGUUUGUAUUAUCUCAGAAGAGAGUUUAUUUUAUCUAUGACUAUUGCUAUUAAUAUAAUUAUGGACUUUGGAUUAUAGUGUUUGUACGAUACUUAGUGCGUUGUAUUAUUUUAUUUAGAUCGCUAUUUCUGAAUGUGUCAGUUACCGGCCAGGUGUUACAACCGGUAUAAUAUCCGCCCGGUCCCCUCCAUUAUUAUUUUUAGUUAGGGUUGAGGGUUGAGGGUUAGGGUUAGGGUUAGGGUUAGGGUUAAGGUUAAGGUUAAGGUUAGGGUUAGGGUUAGGGGAAGGGGGGACCGGGCGGAUAUUUUUCCUGACAACCUUAGUUACACACACUUGGUAUGUACAUGACUGUGUUGUUAUAUGUGUAUAUUUUUAUGACAUUGUAAUGUAUAUGAAUGUGUUAAACAUUAGUAGUGAAUGUAUUAGGAAAAUAUGGAUUGUAUAAAGGAAUAACAGAUGGUGUCAUGUCAUGUGUAUUGUGAAUGUAUUGUUUGAUAGGAACCAUGUAUUAGUGAUAUGUGAUUCGAUACAUAUGUUGAAUUAUUUAUGACAGUCUAGGAAAUGUCAUGUUUCAUAUACAUGUAUUUCUUAUCGUAAUGUCAUGUAUUAUAAUUUAUAUUCUUGUAUUUAAUUUAAAGCGGCUAUGUCUGGAAUAUUUUUAUUAUUUAAGCAUUUAGAACAGUUAAUCCAGUCACAUUUGGUGCAUAUAAGACACCACACUCGGCAUUGGAUUUGCUACGCUGGCGUUUCCAAGUUAAAAAUAAAUCCAGUAUUUAGAAAGUGGGACACUUUUGCCGGGCUCCUACCGAUUUCUGUUUUCAUUGGCUUAUCGCAAUCAUAGAAUUCCCUACUAAAGAUCACACAAGAUUUCACACGUGAUUAAUGGCGUCGACACCAGACAAGAAUUUCGACAAAACGUUUGACAGCAUCAUCUGCAAAGAGGCACAAAAAACGUCGCGAUGCUAUAAGGAGUAUUGCCAGAGUGAGUUUAGGAAACGAAUACAGUCGCUGGUGCGAACUAAAAGCCACCAUUGCAGGCAGACGACAUGAAGAUGUUGCUAAAGUACUGCUUGAUAAAUGGUAUGAAGAACCACAAGCUGAAAGUCGUACUACAAUGCUGCAUACAGAGGAACAUUCUACAGGGCUAGGGUAUGAAGAAACAGAAAGAAAGAGCCAAACUGAAAUACCAGAAAUAAAACAACAUUCUUCAGUUGGUAAAAGAUCUAUUGAACUUGGUGAAUUGGUCGAGUUUCCAGGUCCUUCCGGAGUUCAUGUUAAACAUUCCACUCCAGCAUAUGAAACACGGACAGAGCCGUCUUCAUCCGAGUCCGAGCACACUGGUGAACUGGAAUCUUUUCACAAUCUCAUUCUCAUGUAUGCCUCAAAGAGAUUUACAUACAGCUAUCCUGUUUACAAAACAAGAAACUACCUAGCCGCCAUAGCACAAAGAAAGAAAGAAAUUUUCAUUAAUUUCAGGUAUCAUCGAAUAUAUUCCAAGCGGAGUAAGACAUGGAGUGUGGUGCCCGUUUUGGAGAAGAAAUUGUACCAGUACAUUCCAGAAUUACUGACACAGAUCCUGCAGAAAAGAAUAGAUGAGGCAUAUUUGACCAUGCAAUGUCCAGUGACAAUGUCACAGGAUGACCCAAGAAGGAUAUCCAGAACCAUUGCAGAGGUUGAACCAGAGUCAACAGAAGUUCUGGUUUCCAAGAAACGAAGUCGAUUCCAAUAA